This is a messenger RNA of Capsella rubella, 2373 nucleotides long. Its product is annotated as protein TIC 62, chloroplastic. Bases 62 to 1993 code for a protein of 643 amino acids. Lineage: Eukaryota; Viridiplantae; Streptophyta; Magnoliopsida; Brassicales; Brassicaceae. The record is from RefSeq and is a predicted model, not a curated record. The transcript is spliced from 15 exons.
AAGAAAAACAAAAUUCAAAAAUUUAAUGUGCAUACUAACAAGCUAGUGAAGAAGAAGAGCAAUGGAAGGAACUUGUUUUCUCCGUGGGCAACCUCUCGUCACAACUAUACAUUCUCUUCCAAGGAAAGGGUUUCAUCUCCAAGGAUGGAAGACCAAUCGGAUUGUCAGAUUAUCAGCUUUAAAGAAUCACUCCGGUCUCGGAAAGGCCAGGUCUUUAGAUCUUAGCCUCAGGGCUUCUGCUUCAGGUCCCAUAAGAGCAAGCUCUGCAGUAACAGAAGCAAUCCCUUCCAACUCAAAUGCCAAAGAAGAAGACCUUGUCUUUGUAGCUGGUGCUACUGGUAAAGUUGGUUCUAGAACUGUGAGAGAACUACUGAAGCUGGGAUUUCGGGUUAGAGCUGGAGUUCGAAGUGCUCAGAGAGCAGGAAGUCUUGUGCAAAGUGUUAAGGAAAUGAAGCUCCAGAACACUAAUGAAGGAACUCAACCUGUAGAAAAGCUUGAAAUUGUGGAAUGUGACUUGGAGAAGAAAGAUUCUAUAAAGCCUGCAUUGGGAAAUGCAUCGGUGAUUAUAUGCUGUAUCGGUGCUAGCGAGAAAGAGAUCUCCGAUAUAACUGGCCCUUACAGGAUCGAUUACCUAGCCACCAAAAACCUUGUUGAUGCUGCAAAAUCUGCAAAAGUUAAUAACUUCAUUUUGGUGACAUCCUUGGGGACAAAUAAAUUUGGAUUUCCCGCUGCUAUUCUCAACCUAUUCUGGGGAGUUCUUUGCUGGAAGAGAAAAGCUGAAGAAGCAUUGAUUGCAAGCGGCCUCAAUUACGCAAUAGUUAGGCCUGGAGGAAUGGAGAGGCCCACCGAUGCAUACAAAGAAACUCAUAAUCUCACUCUUUCUCUAGACGAUACAUUGUUCGGUGGUCAGGUCUCAAACCUCCAGGUUGCAGAAUUGCUCGCUUGUAUGGCAAAGAAUCCUCAACUUUCUUGCUCCAAGAUUGUGGAAGUGGUUGCUGAAACAACUGCUCCAUUAACUCCAAUGGAAAAGCUUCUUGAAAAGAUUCCUUCCAAACGUCCUUAUGUGCCUCCACCAAAGGGAUCAAUUGCAGCCAAAGAGGUCAAACCAGUCCCUACUAAGCCUGUCACUCAAGAGCCAACAGCUCCCAAGGAGGAUGAAGCACCUCAAAAAGAAAAAUAUGUGAAACCUAGGCCGCUGUCUCCUUAUGCGGCCUACGAAGACUUGAAACCUCCAACAUCUCCUAUUCCAAGUUCGACCGCAUCACUCAGUCCUGCCAAAUCUAAGGAGGUAGAUGCCACUGAGGUUCCUGUUGAGGCCAAUAUAGUGCCGGAUAGUAUCUCAAACGUCCCAGUAGAAGAAGAAGAAGAAUUAAAGCAAGCUGGAGAAGAAGAAGUGAAGAAACCUGAGGAAAAGAAAGGGAGGCCUCUUUCCCCUUAUGCCAGCUAUGAAAAUCUGAAACCACCUUCAUCACCCUAUCCUAAAGCUUCGGGAACCAGAAAGACUGAUUCUUUGUCGCCUGGUCCAACUGAUUCUGAUACUGAUAAAAGCUCAACAGUUGCAACAAGCGUCACUGAGACAGCAGUUGCAACAAGUGCCCCUGAGACAGCAGUUGCAACAAAUGUUACUGAGACAGCAGCACCAGCCACACCAAGAAUGAGGCCUCUUUCUCCUUAUGCAGUGUACGCUGACCUGAAACCACCAACCUCACCAACUCCUGCAUCAACUGGUCCCAAGAAAGCAGCAUCUGCAGAAGACAACUCAGAGUUGCCUGGAGGCAAUAAUGAUGUGCCGAAAACAGUUGAUGGAAGUGUGAACACUACUCCAUCUCCUUCCAUACCUGAAGCAGUACCUGUUGUUACCAAUGUAGAGACUUCCCUUGCUGCCGGAGACAAUCCAGCUCAGCCAAAGCCAAGACCUUUAUCACCUUACACAAUGUACGAGGACAUGAAGCCUCCAACAUCACCAAUUCCAUCUCCAGUCAUCAAUCAUUAGUUAUGUGAGAUGAGAACUGGCCUCUUAAACCCUGGAAAUUCUUCAACUUCUUCUUGAUUGUAGAUUCUAAAGAGUGAGUGAGUGAGGGAGAUGGUGCAAUUCAGUUUUGCAGGUAUGAAUCAGUGAGCUUAUUUGUUGAAUAAUACAAUAUUCAUCAAGAGGCCUUAUGAGUUCUACUUUUCUUCUCCUUUCCAACAACCAUAUGUGGUAACAAAUUUGUUUCCCUAUCACAUCUAUAUGACCCAAAUUUCUUAGCAUUACAUUAGGCUUUCAUAUACAUGUCUUAUAUCUUUCUGCUGUAAUCUACUCAUUCAAUCAACUUAAUGUGUUUGUAUACAAAUUCAAUAUAUAUAUAAAAGAGAAACGGAGAAGUUUUAUAA